Brassica napus (rape) is the source of this 1293-nucleotide messenger RNA. Its product is annotated as putative uridine kinase C227.14. The coding region runs from base 135 to 1118 and encodes 327 amino acids. The transcript is spliced from 11 exons. The record is from RefSeq and is a predicted model, not a curated record. Gene Ontology annotation, molecular function: ATP binding; kinase activity. Lineage: Eukaryota; Viridiplantae; Streptophyta; Magnoliopsida; Brassicales; Brassicaceae. Gene Ontology annotation, cellular component: cytoplasm.
AGAACUAUACUAUUCAUCAUCUUCCUCGAGAGCAGAGCACCGCUUAGCUCGAUUUUCAUAUUCUUGUUCGGAAAUUUAUUUUCUUCUGAAGCUAAUUUGACUGAAAGUUCUAGUCUUUUUCAACCCCUCAUCGGAUGGAGGUUUCUUCAUUCUCCACUGUACCCAGAUUUUGCUACUCAUCCUCUGUUCCAGAAUCGUGUCGAUUUAGAGGAGUCAAAGUUCAAUUAUGUGACCAAUCUCUUGUUCCUGUUCGAUUGAGCAUACGAAUAAGAAGAAGAAGAAGAACACCUCGUACUUUGGUUUCGUGUAGUCAGAAGAGAGAUGUCACUGUCGUUGAUGGAAGCUGUAUGGAUGAGAUAUAUGAUAAGUUGGCGGAACGUCUUGUUCCUACAUCAGCAGCAAUGUUUAGCCCCAAUGUUAAACGUUUGGUCGGUUUGGCUGGUCCUCCUGGUGCGGGUAAAAGCACGUUAGCAUAUGAAGUUGUGAGUCGUAUAAAUAGUUUAUGGCCUCAGAAAGCUGCUUCUUUUGAUGAUGAGGUUAUGCCGCCUGAUGUCGCUACAGUGCUUCCUAUGGAUGGGUUCCACUUGUAUCGUUCCCAGCUUGAUGCCAUGGAGGAUCCCAAAGAAGCUCACGCGAGAAGAGGAGCUCCUUGGACUUUUAAUCCUGCACUAUUGCUCAACUGUUUAAAGAAGCUGAGAAACGAGGGCUCAGUGUAUGUGCCAUCAUUCGAUCAUGGAGUUGGAGAUCCAGUUGAAGACGAUAUCUUUGUUAGCCUCCAGCAUAAAGUGGUGAUUGUAGAGGGAAACUAUUUACUGUUAGAAGAAGGAACUUGGAAAGACAUCUCUGAUAUGUUUGAUGAGAAGUGGUUCAUUGAUGUCAAUCUCGACACAGCGAUGCAACGUGUUGAAGCCAGACAUAUCUCAACCGGUAUGUAUACACAUUUAUUCUUUUUAAUUCUUCGGAGACUUGCUGUGACCAUAGGUUUUGUUUUAUUCGUUACAGGUAAACCACCGGACGUUGCUAAAUGGCGGAUUGAUUAUAACGACAGGCCCAACGCAGAACUGAUAGUGAAGUCAAAGACAAACGCUGAUGUACUGAUCAGAUCCAUCAGUUUUUGAAUCUGCCUUCUUGGCUAUUGCAUGAAACAAGUAACAGACAAAUUUGUCUUUGUGAUCGACAAUCUCUUCUUUUUGUGUUUCAAUAAGCAUUUCUGCAUGCACUAAGCUGUGACAUUCCCUCAUUACUAUGUUCUCUAUGAUGGUAAUAGAUAAUGUGAAUAUAUAUUAAGCUGAA